Molecule: messenger RNA, 1070 nt
Organism: Caenorhabditis elegans
Lineage: Eukaryota; Metazoa; Nematoda; Chromadorea; Rhabditida; Rhabditidae
Gene: Y65B4BL.7
Exons: 4
Coding region: 402-1046 (214 amino acids)
Source: RefSeq, marked reviewed
UUUAUUAUUUCCAUUUUCCCUCACCUUCCCCCCUACCCUAUGUAUUUAGACGACAGAGUUAUUGAAUAUAGUAAUUGGUUAAUAUAUUACACGUGAAAAACUAUUGUACUGGCAUUUACUGUGAUUGUUUUACUUUAUUGCAACAACAAAGAAUUUCCCCCUCCCAUAAAUAAAAAGUGAAAAAAUUCCAAUUCAUUUUCUGUUUUGCAAUUUACAAAUUAAAAUCCAAAAAUUAUGAGUUCUGGUAAGGUUUUUUUUUUGAUUUGGUACAGUGACAAAUUUUCAGAAAAAAACAAAUUUUAGAUCAAGGAAAAGUGUCAGUUGAGCCGCCACCGCCAGAACCAGCACCGAUUGAUGUGGUGCCGGAUAUUCCGGAGUUCGAGUAUGAGCUGGUUGAAAAUAUGAUGAUGUCACCCGGUUCAAGUGUCGAAUCGGUGAAUUCAGUUGGAAUUCCACGUUUCGAAGACGGGCGGCAUCCGAAUGUGAAGUUGUUCGUUGUGAUUUUCGCGUUACUUGGCAACAUAUUCAUGAUCUACCAAUCGAUACGUGACAUUCCGCGACAAUAUCGAUCGAUUAUUUGUGAUGCUUUCGGGUUCAGCGAUUGUUUGGAUAGUUUGGAAAUGCAAAUUCCCAUAGUUGAGUACUGUGACCUUUGCCUCCGUGUUUCCAUGGAAUUCAUGUUCCCGGUGGGUGUGCUCAUUGUGUUCUCGAUCACACAGAUUCUUAUCACAGUAUCUCCGGGAAUGGCUUCUCGUAUUCGGAAUCCGAUUCCAUCACUGGCUUCGUUCAUCUAUAUGUCAUUUUUUUUCAAGUGCAUAACGAACUUGCUCACGUCUAUCGCGAUGCUACCCUAUCUUGGAUGUACCGAUCAACCAUCAUUUUGGGGGGAGUAUCUCGCUGCCGGCUUGUUGGGACUUUUCUGGAUGUAUUCGCUGCUUAACAUGGGUGUAUUCACUAGAAUAACCUACCACAACUUCAUUAGAGCACGAGAAAAUUACGAGAGACAAGUUGUGCGGAAUGGGAUGGUGGUGGAACUUGAAGUUUAAAUAAAUAAAUGUUUGGUUGGAUAA